This is a messenger RNA of Ostertagia ostertagi, 480 nucleotides long. The record is from the annotation of a GenBank genome assembly. Lineage: Eukaryota; Metazoa; Nematoda; Chromadorea; Rhabditida; Trichostrongylidae.
AUGAACGCAGAACAUGAGAAUAAAGAUUGGGAAGAGUGGAGGCAACUGGGAGCAGAGCCAGAUGUGCUUCCCAGUAGUAAUUACAGAACAAUAGCUAGCCCCCGCUGUUCCAAUCGGCUGUCACUACCAUUCCGUCAGAUAAUCAUGGAAUGCAUUGACCUCGAAAUCCAGCUUGAGCCGAUUAAUUCAUCGCUAUCUCGUCCGAGAGAGGACUUCGACCUUUUCACGACCGAUAUUCGCGGUAAUCUCGAGCAUCUCGGUGCUAUUCUACACCGCAAUGAAUAUCUGUGCAAUAAUAUUCAGUCGGAUGAAGAGAUAGCGUUCAACAGGAACGCCAUUGAACAUCUCCGAGCUAGAGUGAGCCUCACCCUAGAUCACCUCAAUUCACCCCCAGCCAGCCCCAUCUACAACUACGACGACUGGUCAAACGACGGCACCCCUCCCAGCAUGAUCCCUCCCCCGGACGACAGGCGCCCAUAA